AAUAAAUUGUUGUAAUCAAAGUUAAACCCUUACUGACAUUUACUACUUGAACGCCGCGGCGGUCAGAUGUUUUUACUUGUUACACAGCUACAUUCAAUGUUAGGCUCCCAUCAGUAUUUAUCUAAACUUAAUAUCCUAGGGUAAGCUGUUGAAGUUGUAUAAACCUUGCAUCAAUGGAUUAUAGCGACAGUUUCCGCUGUAUUGGAAUACUUUAGUUGGUAAAGACUUAAAGGUAUCAAGAUAUUCGUAAGUGUGACUUAGACAACAGGGAAAUUUAUUGUGAAAAGCUGACAUACAUUAAUUGUGAAUUAUUUCAUAUAGUUAUUGUGAAUUAAUGGUUGUACCAUAUAUUGGGACAUUUCGUAGAGUUAUUCAGUGAAAGUUGUGUAUAUAAUUGUGAUAAUAAGCAUUCAUUGAUAAUUAUACGUGUAUUUAUAAGCCGGAUUCAAGAGGAUUAUUUAUUGUAGAGGUUUGUGAACUAGAAACAAUUCAUACCACGAUUUUGUUUUUCUCGGAAUAUCAUGCGACAGGGAUGUUCAUAAUUUAUCAUUGUCAAAUUAUUGAAGUGAAUCAAACAUUGAAUAUUGGGUUGAAGUAUAUGAAAUAAAUAGAUAAUGUUAUAUCAUAACUAUGAAAAUGUGAAGAAAAUGAAAAUUGAAAAUGGAAUUCUGAACAGUUAUAUGGAUUAUCGGAAAGGAAUAUGAUAAUUUGCAAAGGAAAAUUGGACAAAGUUGACAGAGGAAAACAUGUGCCAAGGUGGGAUAAUGGUCCAGAAAUGUACAACACGGAUAUUUAUUGUGAUUUUACUAGCAUAUAUGUUUACUGUUGUACUUUCUUACUACAAUCCCAGGAAAACACACAAAACUGCCGUCGAGCAUAUAAAUUACUGGAACAGACUGAGAAAGUUUGCUAUGCUGAUCAGAGUUCACAAUUUGACGCAGUAUUUUGAACGGCCAGGAAUUACUGUGUUUGUACCAGUGUCAUCCGUCUACGAAAGAUUUCUUGACGAUGCCUACAAAUAUGGAUACAACACAUCGGACCCGACCACCAUGAAGAACAUGCUACUUUAUCAUAUAGGUGACGGCAUGACAAGUGCAUCAGAAAUGGAAAAAUUUGAAUCAACACGCACGUUACAUCCUGACCAUAGACGAGUUUUCUUCAAUAAUUUUAACUACGGCGACACAAAGGUAUUCACGGUCAAUGGAGCAUGGGUUAUUGGGUCUGAUAUCCUAGCCAGUAAUGGAGUGGUUCAUAUAAUAGACAGAUUCCUUAUUCCCAUUCAGUCGAACAAAACAGUGGCGGAAUACCUAGAACGACCUGACCUUCCACGCUAUGCUUUCCAGUCUAUCAAAAACGCUUCUAUCAUUGACCCAGCUUUAAAAAUGGCAACGAAUUCCACGUCAAGUUCUUUUACAGUAUUUGCACCUAAUGACUCAUUCAUCACUGUAAUGCCGUCCUAUGGUCAAGAUAUACUCUUCAAUGACACAAAUCUUCUCAAAACUGUAUUUUGGGCUCACGUGAUCCAGAAUGGUUUACUGUAUAUACCAAGAAUUGGGGAGAUACCCAACACCGCAGCAAUGGCGGGGAUUUUAAAGUUUGACAGAAUUGGAACGGAAAUUUAUGUAACGAGUAAUAAGGUUCGUGCUCGCAUUAUACAAUCCAACAUUCCAGUGAAGAAUGGCGUCAUUCACGUCAUUGACGACCUCUUGUUUUACGUAUACAGAAAUAUGAAACAAAAAAUGGAUGUUCUUGAAAAUGUAAAUUUUGUUAAAGCAAACUUAUACAAUGUAGAAAAUGAGAUGAGGGAAAGGUUCAUAAACGCCAGCAAAAAUAUGACAUUCUUUCUACCUACUGACGACGCUCUAGCCAAACUACCAGAGGACAGGCAGUCCCAACUUGAUACAAAUAUUACAAAAUUAUCAAAAUUUUUCCGGGAUCACCUUGUGGUAUACACCCAGAGAGACCUUGACACAUUCCAGGACGGAGAGACGUUCACUACAGCUGACGGAGAGUUACUGACAAUGAGAAAAGUUCAUAAUAAUGUAUAUGUAGAAGGCGGUGGUGUGAGAGCGAAACUAACCAUUCCAAACCUAGGUUGUACAAAUGGUGUAAUACAUCUUGUUAAUAGUGUCCUGUUUCAACGAGACUUUACAAUAUGGGAAGCUAUACUAGGCAACUCACAAUUAAGUCAAAUGCGUGAUAUUGUAAACAGAAACGCGGAUCUGUUACGCACGUUACAUUCUACGUCAAAUGGACCAAUGACAGCGUUCCUCAUCAGUGACGCGGCUGUGAGUCAUCUUAAUCAUGACGCUCAGAUGUAUCUGAAGACAAACACAGCACUUCUGUUACAGGCUAUUCGCGGUUCAAUAGCCAACGGGGUUAUCUUAAGUUCAACUCAAAUAUCUGACGAGCAAGAUGUACCGACGCUGUCAGGCCGUACUAUCACUUUAUACAACACGAAUCAAGGAUUGUACGUUAUUGGGAGUAAAAUUCGAGCCAACGUUGUGAUAGAGGAUAUCUGGUGUUCUAAUGGGAUACUUCAUAUAGUUGAUAACAUUGUACAUCUGCCUACCAGAAAUAUCAUUGAUGAAAUGAGCGUCCAUCCUACACUAAGUGUUGUUUCUGGACUUAUGGGCGCUUUCCCAAAAUUACAAAGUGAAUUGAAAGAUGUAUCUACGCACUAUACUAUGUUUGUCCCAAGUGACGACGCAUUUACAUAUAUGCCCACGCAUAGAGCGAAAAUACUGAGCGAAACUCAAGGCCUUUUGCAAUCGAUUGUAGAAAGUCAUGUUAUUCCUGGUACGGCACUCUACAUGGAAGAUUACGGAAAUUAUACAAGACUUACAUCCCAUAGUGGUCUCCCUUUGUUUCUAAUUAAAUCACACGACAAAGUACAUGCAGUUAGUAAUAAUGUAAGAGGAAGAAUAAUAGAGAGUAAUAUACGUUGUAUGAACGGUAUAAUACAUGUAGUAGAUACAUUGUUAAACUUUCCUUACUGGACUGUUGAAGAAGUGAUGGAGAAAACACCACAGUUAAAACAAUUCUAUGGCCUUGUACAAGAAGUCGACGAGUUUCGAACAUGGUCAUCAACUUUUAACAUCAAUCAAACAUUGUUUGUACCAAGUACAACAUUUCUACAAAACCUAAAUGGAAAUCAUCGAUUACAUAUUGAAACAGAACCACACUUGAUAAAAAAGCUUUAUGAAAGUCACAUGAUCCCGGCAUCUACGUUAAAUCAAGGGUUUAUGGAAUAUGUUUUCCGUUCAAGUAGAAUGUAUCUCACCGAGAACAGAUAUGAUAACACGUUCACGUUUAUAGACCUUGAUACAUCAAACAGAUCUGAGCUGGUGUCUGUGGAUACAGGCUAUACAAACCUUGUACAAAAAUUUGACCUUGUUUUUGAUGGAUAUGCAUGUAGCAAUGGUAUAAUCUAUACCAUCAAUGGAUUCCUAAAUUAUCCUCUAUAUAAUACAUUAGCCGAAUUACAACAACAGCCGAAAAUAGGAAUUGGAACAGAUCAAUUGUUAAAGUUGAUUCCAAGCAAUGCUAGUAUCGACCUGACGUCAAAGAAUACAGUAUUUACCGUCUUCGUUCCGGAUGAUGAUUCGUUCCAGUAUCUAACACUUAAUGAUAUUGAAUACAUCAAUAAAAAUCUCACCUUUGAUGAAAGGAUGGAGAUUGUCCACAGACACACUGUGAUAGGGCAACAGAUUGACUACCGUGACAUAAUGGCAGGUGGAUACACAAGACAUGCGUAUGACAGAAAUAUAUCCGUCAUUUCAAAGACAGAUGCGUUCUACCUCAGAUGGGAAAAGGUUGAAGCGAAAAUAGUUCGUCCAAAUAUUCUAGCAACAAAUGGCGUCAUUCAUGUUGUAGAUAGAAUGUUCGUAUCGACACCAUACCAACAUACAACAACACCGCCAACAACAACUCAAAAACAACAAGUGUCUUCCGCAACAACAAUUGGUGCUUCAGUAAACAUAACUGUGUUUUUCUGUAUCAUAGCUUUUCUCACAGAUCAUUACGAUUGGACAAAAGCCUUAAGGUGAUAAAAGUAAAACAAAAAGUGAUUAAGCAAAAGAAAAUGUAAACCUUUGGAUCAUAAAGAAAAAUUUAUUGAAAUUUGGAUGUAAACACAAAAAGUGACAUUCAUGACGAAUAACUGCAAGAAAUGGAAAUUGUAGAUAGAUACGUUUCAAAUAAAAAUUUGAUUUAAAGGACCAGGAAGUUUAUUGAUGUUGACAGUAAAUGAUAUGCACUGUACAAGAGUGAUAUCAAUGGAGAUAUAAUGUAAUUAAAGGAUAAGAUAUUCGACAAAUAGAUGAUAAAUCAGUUCGAAUGGCAGCUAAUUUAAUUACGGAUUUGAACAAUUGUUGUUAAAGAAAAAAUGAAGUGUUCCUGGAUAGAAACACGAUUGAUACGGAUCUGAAGUAAAGGAGUGAUAACGAAAUACAAUACAGAAACUGGUUAGAAUGGAUUUAAACUGAUUGGACCAAAAUUACAUUGAAAAUUUCAUGGUAUACUUUGGUAAUGAAUCAAAUGGAACCUGUUGACAUGUCAGAAAGUUGCAUAUAGCAUUUAAAGGACCAUAAAUGGAAUGGCCGUGCGUGUUUAUCAUGCGGAGGCAGGGUGUGUUUAUCAUGCGGAGGCAGGGUGUGUUUAUCAUGCGGAGGCAGGGUGUGUUUAUCAUGCGGAGCAUCGCUGUGAUAAUUCAUUGUUGUAAAUAUUCAUUCAAGUAUAUGUAGCUUUUUGUGAAAAUAAUGCAUCAGGCAAACAGGAAAAAUUGAGAGACAAAAACACGCUGAGAUUAAACUAUAUUGUUUAGUAGCAGUAGACAAUUAUGACAUUAUAUGUCAAAUAUUGACAUUUCAUGUCAAAUACAUGUAUAUGAAAGAGGUUUAGCAAUGACUGUAUGAUGAAUGAUACUUGUAUUAAAAUUUGUGAAAUAUGGUACAAUACAUAAAAAUUCUCAAAUCGAAAGCAAUGUUUAUACUACGCAAAAAGUUGUAAUAUUUUGACACGUGUUUUGCAAUAACAAAAUUUCACCAACUUAGAAUUUGUAAAAUGUUCAUACAAAUAUACAAUAGUUGUCUUUUGUUCAAAUGUUGACAAUUAACAAACAAAAGUCUUAAUAUAAAAGUAUGGCAUACGUUAAUCUAAUAGUGCCAUGUGGAAUGUUGUAUUUGCUAAAUAAUCUGUUCAUAACGUAACCUUACAAGAUAUAGUUACUGUUCAUGACAAACAUUUUCAUUAACAGAUUGGUAAGAGAUUCCUAGACUCAGUUCUAGCAUUUAUUAUAAAAAAGUGAGACAGUUGCAUAAGACAAUGGUAUGGUGAACUUAUCAUGGAAAUCCGACAUGGUAGUGUGUAAUAC
This is a messenger RNA of Ruditapes philippinarum (Manila clam), 5374 nucleotides long. RefSeq lists its product as uncharacterized. NCBI's taxonomy places the organism in Eukaryota, Metazoa, Mollusca, Bivalvia, Venerida, Veneridae. Gene Ontology annotation, biological process: cell adhesion; extracellular matrix organization. The coding region runs from base 747 to 4049 and encodes 1100 amino acids. Gene Ontology annotation, cellular component: extracellular matrix. The record is from RefSeq and is a predicted model, not a curated record. The transcript is spliced from 23 exons. Gene Ontology annotation, molecular function: cell adhesion molecule binding.